UUUAUACAUUCACAUAUUUAUAGAAAAAGGCCUGACGUGUAAAUUUAUCAGAAUUUUUUCUGAGACAUAAAUUAUUUGAUAAUGAACAAGAAACUAUCGCCGGAGGAUGCAUUUUACGAAAAUUUGACAUUGGGCCUUAUAAGGACCCUCUCCAGUGUUCCAAGGGUAUGUAAUGUGACUCUGGAGCGCCGGCAGCCACUGAAUGCCUGCCAGGUGGUCAAUUGGGAGCAGAGGCACUGCGUCUACCUUCCUGAAGAUAUGAAGAAAUUCUACCUAUCCUCGGAUGGAUUUAUUCUGAACUGGAGUUAUCAGUACGCACCUAACGAUAUUCGGCGAGUGGGUCACAUCCACUUUCCACACCUGCUGCAGGUGACCCUUCUCCGGGAGAAUAUUGAAACGACUGCGAGCCACUCCAGCAAUUCAAGUGCUUUGCCCAACUCGGAUGGCCUGGGAGCAGCCAGCAGCUCGCAAUCCCUUCCAGCUCCGAUGGCCAACGGGAAGGACAAGUGGGGCAAUGCCACGCCCAUUAUAACGGCCAAGUCAAAGAUAUUCGAAAUCAACAAUGUAAACGAGGUGGCCAAGGUGUGCAUGCUGUACGAAUCCACAAGUUCCAACAAUCCCAAGUUCUAUCUGCUGGAGCUGAGCACUCUGAGCUGGCAAUUUCUGGCGGACACUUUCAGUGAGUACCUCCGCAUGGCCAUUGCCCACCUGGGACUGCCCUACUGGGAGCUGUGCUUCUCCACCUGCGGCCUUCCCUCGUGGACGGAGCAGUUGUUCCUUCUCCUGGCACCACAUCUCUUAGAGGAGCACGAACAAAGACGUGGUCGGGUACUGAAUCCGGCCUGCGAGCAUCCGUACAACAUCAUCGAUCCGAACAUUUUCCGGGGCAAACCGAAGAGCGUGGCAAAAGCGACGGCCAGCAGCACCAAACAGAACCAUAACAAGUGACUUUCGGUAGAAAAGUAAACA
This is a messenger RNA of Drosophila subpulchrella, 969 nucleotides long. RefSeq names its product tubulin polyglutamylase complex subunit 2. The record is from RefSeq and is a predicted model, not a curated record. NCBI's taxonomy places the organism in Eukaryota, Metazoa, Arthropoda, Insecta, Diptera, Drosophilidae. Bases 82 to 948 code for a protein of 288 amino acids. Gene Ontology annotation, biological process: protein polyglutamylation. The transcript has 4 exons.